AGGGGCGGUCCGCGGAGCAGAGCUCAGCCUCCCGCUCCCUUCAGUGCUUGGGUCUCUGGGGGUGACACCAAAAGCUUCUGCUCAGUGUCCGGUGCCUGGCAGCGGGUGUCGGAUCCUGGAGGCGGAGGACAGCCGGGCAGGUGGAGGGCGCCGCCUGAAGCAAAAGGAGAGACGAGCUGGGCUGCGGGAGGCGCUGCCGCCACUCUGCCCGCGCUGCCCCGCAACCUGCGGCGGGAGGAGCAGGCAGCAGCCCGACCUCAGUGAUCGUCUAGCAGAGCGCAGCAGGCAGCGCGGACCCCCGGGAUGCUUCCGACGUUGCUGCAGCCGCUGGCGGCGAAACAGAGCCGAGCCUGCUGCUGAGAGAGGCUGAACAAAGCUGGGUCUCGAUCGCGCUUCCUGCUUGUCAGCCUCUUGUCUCCCAAACGCUUACUGUUUCCACUUGAUGUCAUCACGCAGAAGGGGGUGAAAGGGACACGUGACAGAUUCAGAAAUUAGCAUAUGUGUGAAUGCUCGAUGCCCUGUGAGCUUGCUGAUUCCCUGUUGACCUUGAGAAGAGGGAUCCAGAGUGGUGACAUUUGAGGACCGGCUUUUCCAGCUUCCUGUUGGCUCUGCCCUUUGACUCUUGGUCCACGAUGGAGACACUCUCCCAGGAUUCCCUGCUGGAAUGUCAGAUCUGUUUUAAUUAUUACAGCCCCCGACGAAGGCCCAAGUUGUUGGAUUGCAAGCACACCUGCUGCUCAGUGUGCCUCCAGCAGAUGAGGACCAGCCAGAAGGAUGUAAGGUGCCCCUGGUGCCGUGGCAUCACCAAAUUGCCCCCGGGCUUCUCUGUAUCACAACUGCCCGAUGACCCAGAGGUCUUGGCAGUCAUCGCCAUACCGCACACUUCCGAGCACACCCCAGUCUUCAUCAAACUUCCAAGCAAUGGGUGCUACAUGCUGCCCCUGCCCAUCUCGAAGGAGCGCACACUCCUGCCGGGAGACAUGGGCUGCCGCCUGCUGCCAGGGAGCCAGCAGAAGUCUCUCACUGUGGUGACCAUCCCUGCAGAACAGCAGCCCCUGCAGGGUGGAGCUCCCCAGGAGUCUGUGGAGGAGGAGCCUGACAGACGGGGCGUAGUGAAGAGCUCCACCUGGUCUGGCGUGUGCACUGUCAUCCUGGUGGCCUGUGUUUUGGUCUUCCUCCUGGGCAUUGUGCUACACAACAUGUCCUGCAUCUCUAAGCGCUUCACUGUGAUAUCCUGUGGUUGAAGUCUUUCACAGGGAUGCCUCUUGUGGGUGCCAACUUAGGGGGCAAGCAGGUGUUGGUGAUGGGAUCCCUGUGAUGAGAUGGGGGUGACACUGAGCAUUUGGUGCAAGCGCUGGCCUGCGAUUAGCCACUUGACUCACCUAAAGACAAGUGCAGAGGGUGAGGUCUCAGCAAGAUCCCAGGAGAGCAGUCUGGAGAUGGUGACAACUAUGAAGAUGUUUGCAUGCUUCCUCACAAUUGUGUAUCCAAUGGGCUGUAAUUUAUGAUUUUCCAAAAUCAUGGUCCCAAGUUAGACUUUUCUACUUAGACAUGAAACUGUACAUGUGGGUGCAAUAGCUCUCUAAAUACGUUAGAUGGUAGGUUAAAGCAGAUACACAAGUAAAAUUAAACCUUAAAUUCAUGUUUAAAAAACAAAAACAGUGAAGACCCAGAGCUGGCUCCUGUGUGUGCAUGUUUGUGUAUGUGUGUGCUCACGCAUGCGUGGGUGCACGUGUGUGUAUGUGUGUGUGUGUGUGUGUGUGUGUGUGUGUGUGUAUGACCGAACCCUGGUCUUCAUAAACUUUUUAUACAUUUUGAAUGGCACCCAAAUCAAAAUAAUCAAAACAGACCUUUUGGCUGUUUGAAGAAAAUAUUUGCACACAUGUCUCCAAUGUGUUGUGCUUUGCCAAGUUCCUUCAUUUCUCUUCAUCUGUGAUUUAAGCUUGCUAUGUUCUUGUUAAGCUGGAAGCCCAACAGGCGAAUGAUGGACAGGGAAAUACAGGCAAUGCCUAAUUCCCUAAGAAACCUAUAUGCCAAUCUUUCUCAAGCCAUCUCACAAGAUAAGAAUUUAAAGUGUAAAUAUUGUGAAUCUCUGUGUGUAUUUUGUGUGUGUAAUUCGAUUUAUCUCAGGUUUUUGAGUUUUUUCCUGAAGAAUCCUGGGAGUAAGACUUUGUGGGCGUGCAUAAGUCAAGUGUCUACAACACCAGCCUCCUGGCUGGUGCCUGGAUCUUUCCCCCACAUCACCUCCAACAUCCACUUGCACUUUGCUGUGUGUAGUGAUCCCAUGUCAGUAAAGGCUCGGACAGAGCAUUAGAGGAACUCGUCGUUUUCCCUCAGUUUAGAGGGCUUUGUGUCAAAGUCACAAAUGUUGCUAAUCAAUGGCACACCUAGAUGGGCAUUGUAAUAGACAGUCCUUGAUGAUCAUUUCUUUGAAAGAUUUUCCUGUAAGAGUUAACCUGCUUAGAAUUCAAUUUCAUCUUGUUGGAACUAGCAAGAAAAUGUUUUGUAUUUCAAAUGUUUCUACUGCCAGAAGUAGUAUGGUGAACAAAAAUUCGUGCUCUCUAUGUAAGUGAACCAGUUUCUCAUGAGGGCUCAACUAUUUUAAAAUGUGAAUUCAUGAAGAAAGAUCUGUUAGCAUAAAAGGAGCAGUCCCUAGUCUGGCUGUGUGCAUUCGGAAAGAGUUACCAGUGCUGUAAUCCUCUUUGAACUCUGUGGAAUGAGUGAGAUUUGUUGAGGACACCACUCAGCUGUGUUCCUCCCUGCUGUUCUGUUGAGUCCCAGAAAUGGUGGAAAGGGUGGGAAAGGCAAAGGAAAGGAAACAGUGGCACAGGAUCUAAGCAAGGUCAGAAGCAGCCCUGGGACAUGGAAGCAUGAUUGGCCUGCUGGCCUUCAUCUUCAAGCUGCACAGCAGAUGUGUGCUAAAGUGAUGACUUUACAGUGAAAUGAAACAGAGGAAUAACAUCUAGAGAACAACGAUAACAAUUGGCAUGAAAAUUCAGCAUCAAAGUAUGAGCUCUGGUUUUUAAAAUCUUUCAAAUUUGUAAGACCUUUAGGGAAAAAAAAUGUAUCUGAGGGCUCAAACUAGAAAUUAGGUUAAAAUACCAUUUUAUCGUGUAAGCUAUUGGGCAUUAUACAACGAAUAAUCUAGGAUUUAUUUGGUAUUAAUAAUUUAGGUAUCAUUAGCUGAAUACUAUCCUCUAUUAUGUAACAUAAUAUACUGUUGGGUUAGCAUCAAUUUCUCAAACUCUCAGGCUGCUCUAAUGCAUGUCUGACCCACUUUCUAAUUCUCUCAGAGGAGAAAACACACAUAGACAAAAACAAAAACGUUGCAUAAAGGAUGUUAUGUUUCCAAUGGAUGUUACUCUUGCAGUUUUAAGCCAGGCCAUAUUUAAAUUCAUUUGUGAGAGAUAUCAGCAUACCUUUCUGUACAGUAGAAAAUGAGUGAUCCUAUAGUGCAGUGUGUAAAAAUGUUCUAGUUGUUUAGGAGGCUAUUUAUAGAUACAACAUGUGUGUUGAUAUGGUGUCCUGUGGUUUUUCAGUGCAAAGCUGUAUAGUAAAAUUGUCCACAGAACUCUUAAAAAGUCCAUGUUAGAGCUGUAAUUAAGCAAAAUCAAUCUGCUCCCUGGUAGACUCUUGACCUUACAACCUGACACCAAUAACCCAAGUCAGAGCUUUUUCAUGUGUGCUUGGUCCAAGAGACAUUAUUUAAAAUGGUUGAAAUGGAUUCUACCUAUGGUUUGCAUAUGUGCUUAUUAGGGUGUGUGUGUGUGUGUGUGUGUGUGUGAGAGAGAGAGAGAG
Messenger RNA from Mus pahari (shrew mouse), 3798 nucleotides. It is a transcript of the gene Rnf152, whose product is annotated as ring finger protein 152. Gene Ontology annotation, molecular function: ubiquitin protein ligase activity. The coding region runs from base 633 to 1244 and encodes 203 amino acids. Gene Ontology annotation, cellular component: lysosomal membrane; lysosome. The record is from RefSeq and is a predicted model, not a curated record. NCBI's taxonomy places the organism in Eukaryota, Metazoa, Chordata, Mammalia, Rodentia, Muridae. The transcript has 3 exons. Gene Ontology annotation, biological process: cellular response to amino acid starvation; apoptotic process; negative regulation of TORC1 signaling.